Trifolium pratense (red clover) is the source of this 2557-nucleotide messenger RNA. RefSeq lists its product as uncharacterized. The transcript has 2 exons. The record is from RefSeq and is a predicted model, not a curated record. Bases 189 to 2231 code for a protein of 680 amino acids. Lineage: Eukaryota; Viridiplantae; Streptophyta; Magnoliopsida; Fabales; Fabaceae.
UCUCUCUCUCUGUAUCCGUGCUAACUGUGUAGCGUGUGCGACUUCGAUUUCAAUCCUCUACUUCGCACUUACAAGUGGAACACAAAGUGUUGCUUGUAGAAUUUGAAUAGAUACAAGUACUAGGAGGUGUUCUUGUUGGGCGAUUUUUAGGAAGCUGAGGUGAUUGGAUAUUUGACAUCAAUUUACUAAUGGAGUGCAACAAGGACGAGGCUGUGAGGGCUAAGCAAUUGGCAGAAAGUAGAAUGCAAAAGGGUCAAUUUGCAGAGGCACUCAAGUUUGCUAACAAGGCCAAAAAGUUGUAUGCCGAUGUUGAUAAUAUUGCUCAGAUCUUUGCAAUUUGUGAGGUUCACAUUGCUGCAUUGAACAAACUCUCUUGUUCUGAAAUGGACUGGUAUCGAAUUCUUCAGACAGAAAGACUCUCUGAAGAAGCGAUCAUAAAGAAACAGUAUAGAAAGCUGGCACUGCUACUUCAUCCUGAUAAAAAUAAAUUUGCUGGUGCAGAAGCUGCUUUCAAGUUGAUCGGGGAAGCCAAUAGGGUGUUGAGUGACCAAGCAAAGCGGUCUUUACAUGACAUGAAGGUUAAAGCCCAUGCGAGAGCUGCAGUACCUAAGCCCUCGUCCUGUCACUCAAAUGGGAACGUGUUUGCUGCAAAUCAAGUUCCAAAUGCAACAAAAUCUCAGAAUAAAAGUUCUUCAAACUUCCCUUCUCGGAAUCCUCAUCUGAAUGCACAACUGACAUUCUGGACAAUGUGCCAACAUUGUAAUACCAGGUUCCAGUACUACUUUAAUUAUGUGAAUAUGACCUUACGAUGUCGAAAUUGUGAGAAAUCCUUUGUAGCUUAUGCUACCAGUCAACCGGCUGCUCCAUCAUUUGUACCAUUUGUUUCCUCAAAAAUGCCUCCAAUGCAGGCUCCACCAAAACCAGCCUCUAAAAGUAAUGGUGGAAAACCCCCUGGUGGUGGAUAUGCAGAUACUUUUAUGCGGUCAUAUCCUUCAUAUAUGAAAACAUGUGCCACUGGAGUUGGUAAGGAACAUAAAGAUGAAAAGAGUAAGGUUGGCUAUGUUCCUGUGUCCAAACCAAUGGAGUCACAAGCCUCAAAAAAUGUUGGAAGCAAGAGAGUGAGACAACCAGAUCCAGGUUCCAAACAGAGAUUCAACACUCGAAAUGUUGAUGAAAAUACAGAUGUCAAUGUUCAAGAAAAUCAUGCUGAUCCUUCAAGAUUGAAUGUUAGAAGGUCUUCCAGACAAAAGCAACAUGUUUCAUAUGUGGAAACGUAUGCAGAUGACAAUUUUGAUGUUCCUUCCAAAAAGCCACGACAAAACGAAUCAUUUAACAUUGAUGAAGUUGAGGAAAAGAAUGUGUCUGAAGACACAGUUUUGAGUAAUACAAGCGGAGAUAAGCAUUCUGACCUUCAAGAAGAUAAGGUAUCGGAGUCAGAUAUUGAUUCUAAAAUGUUAAAUGAGGAAAACUGCUCUCCACCGAAUUCAAAUAUCCCUUCCAGUCCAGAGAUCAUUACUUGUCCUGAUCCAGAUUUCAAUAAUUUUGAGAACGACAAGGCAGAUGAUUGUUUUGCUGCUAAUCAAUUAUGGGCAAUUUAUGAUAACACUGAUGCUAUGCCAAGGUUUUAUGCUCUUAUCAAGAAAGUGACAUUCCCUUUCAAGUUGCAUAUCACUUGGUUGGAAGCUGGCCCAGAUGAGGAUGAUGAGGAUGAUGAGGUUGCUUGGUAUAAUGCAGAUUUGCCUAUUGCUUGUGGUAAAUUCAAACUUGCAAAUUCUCAGAGAACUACAGAUCGAGGUAUGUUCUCACAUCAGAUGCAGUUUAUAAAAGGAAACAACAAAGAUUCUUACCUAGUGUUUCCCAAGAAGGGAGAAACUUGGGCAAUUUUCAGAAAUUGGGAUAUCAAAUGGAGUUAUAAUCCAGAAAAUUAUUUGAAGCGUGAAUUUGCUUAUGUGGAAAUCCUAUCAGAUUUUAUUGAAAAUGUUGGCAUUGAAGUAGCUUACCUAGGCAAAGUGAACGGGUUUGUUAGCCUCUUUGAGAAAACUGGGAAGAAUGGAGAGAAUACAUUUUGUAUUCUACCGAAUGAGCUAUACAGAUUCUCACAUCAAAUUCCUUCAUAUAAGAUGAGCGGCAACGAAAGGGAAGGUGUUCCAAGAGGUUGUUUUGAACUUGAUCCUGCUGCCCUGCCAACUGAGAUAUUUGAAGCUGAGAAAGAUUCAAGGGAAAAGGUAUGAAUAAUGGCAUGUUAGGCUAGUGAGGGGUAAGAACACCAGUAUUAAACAGUGGAGGAAAAACUGAAUUCCUCAAGUUUUUGAUUAAAUCCAUUCCUUAAAGGUGCUACUUUUUCUCAUGUAUAUCUUUUUCUUCCUACACACCUUGUGUAAUCUAGAAUUUAUCCUAGUCUUAAUGUUUUUUUACAACUAGCUCCUAAUCUUGUAUUGUGGUUUGCCCUUCCUUAAUUGUGUGUUUAUGUACUAUAAUUUCUCGAUUUGCUGUCGUAUGGAGGAUUGCCUCUAAGCCAAGUUAAUUUUCCCCGGCGUUUAAGGGAUAUCGACUACUA